AUGCGCCACCGGGUCCCCGGGGCCGUGCUGCCCCACGCAGCUGCCCGUUGGCACAGCCCGUGGGUGCUGGCCUUUGAGAUCUUCAUCCCCCUGGUGCUCUUCUUCAUCCUCCUGGGGCUGCGGCAGAAGAAGCCAACCAUCCCUGUGAAGGAAGUCUCUUUCUACACGGCGGCCCCACUCACCUCAGCUGGGAUCCUGCCCGUCAUGCAGUCCCUGUGCCCCGACGGCCAGCGCGACGAGUUUGGCUUCCUGCAGUACUCCAACUCUACGGUGACACAGCUCCUGGAGCACCUCAGUGAAGCGGUGGAACAGAGCAGCCUCUUCGACCCACAGCACCCAGGGCUGGAGGAGGAGCUGGAGUCGCUGCGCCGGCGCCUGGAGGCACUCAGCAGCAGCGAGCCCAGCUCCAUGGAGACCCACUUCAGCAACCGAGCAGGAUCCGGCUUCACGCUGGCGUGGGCGGCCAAGGACCGGGGCGAGCUGCACCGCUUCCUGACACAGAACCUGUCCCUCCCCAACAACACGGCCGAGCUGCUCCUGGGCUCCAGCGUUGACCUGCGGGAGGUGUACCGUCUGUUUUUCGGUUCCUUUCCUUUGGUACCUGAUGAGACCCAUGAGCGAGACCUGUGGGAUGGGUUUGGCCCCGGUGAGAAGAUGACGCAGCUGGAGAUCAUCAGCAGGCUGAAGCUGGACGAGGUGAACAGCACGGCUGCCCAGCACCGCCUCCGCGCCUUCCUGGAGGACCUGGUGGAGAUGGAGAAGGUUCUCCGUGACGUGGACAUCCUCUCGGCGCUGGCCAAGCUGCUGCCCAGGGGAGCCUGCGCCAGCAAGGCCCCGCCACCCACUGCCAACAGCACCGGCUGGGCUGGCACCAACGCCACAGCCGGCAACGCCACAGCGGAGGAGGAGGGGGCUGGGGGGGGCCCGGCCAUUGGCGACAACCCCCAGGGGCAGUUCUCAGCAUUCGUACAGCUCUGGGCUGGGCUGCAGCCCAUCCUCUGUGGCAACAACCGGACGAUCGAGCCUGAGGCGCUGAAGCAGGGCAACAUGAGCUCGCUGGGCUUCACCAGCAAGGAGCAGCGAAACCUGGGCCUCCUCGUGCAUCUGAUGACCAGCAACCCCAAAAUCCUGUACGCGCCCGUGGGCACUGAAGUGGACAAGGUCAUCCUGAAGGCCAACGAGACCUUCGCCUUUGUGGGCAACGUCACCCACUACGCCAAGGCGUGGCUGAACAUCUCCCCCGAGAUCCGUGCCUAUCUGGAGGAGGGCAGGCUGCAGAGGCGCAUCCGCUGGCUUCAGCAGUUCACUGCCGACCUCCACAAGCACCCAGAGAUCCUGAAUGUCUCCGACAGCGAUGUUCUCCACAACUUCCUCAAUGGCAACUUCUCCCUGCCCAACGCCAGUGUUCUGCUCCAGCAGCUGGACACCAUUGACAAUGCUGCCUGCGGCUGGGUCCACUUCAUGGCCAAGGUCAGCGUGGACAUCUUCAAAGGCUUCCCGGAUGAGGAGAGCAUCGUCAACUACACGCUGAACCAGGCCUACCAGGACAACGUCACUGUCUUUGCCAGCGUCAUCUUCCAGACCAACAGGGAUGGCCCCCUCUGGAUCCAGGACAUGAUGGAGCGCGCCCUCAUCAACAUGUUUGUUGGCCACGAUGUGGUGGAGCCCGGCAACUAUGUGCAGAUGUUCCCAUACCCGUGUUAUACCCGGGACGACUUCCUCUUCGUCAUCGAGCACAUGAUGCCCCUGUGCAUGGUGAUUUCCUGGGUCUACUCAGUGGCCAUGAUGAUCCAGCACAUUGUGACAGAGAAGGAGCAUCGCCUGAAAGAGGUGAUGAAGAUGAUGGGCUUGAACAACGCGGUGCAUUGGGUGGCGUGGUUCAUCACCGGCUUUGUCCAGCUCUCCAUCUCGGUCACAGCGCUCACUGCCAUCCUGAAGUACGGCAAGGUCCUGAUGCACAGCGAUGUCCUCAUCAUCUGGCUCUUUCUCGCCAUCUACGCAGUGGCCACCAUCAUGUUCUGCUUCCUGGUGUCAGUGCUCUACUCCAAGGCCAAGCUGGCCUCUGCCUGUGGCGGCAUCAUCUAUUUCCUCAGCUACGUGCCCUACAUGUACGUGGCCAUCCGGGAGGAGGUGGCGCAUGACAAGAUCACGGCCUUUGAAAAAUGCAUUGCGUCCCUCAUGUCCACCACGGCCUUUGGGCUGGGCUCCAAGUACUUCGCACUGUAUGAGGUGGCCGGUGUGGGCAUCCAGUGGCACACCUUCAGCCAGUCACCUGUGGAAGGAGACGACUUCAACCUCCUGCUGUCCAUGAUGAUGCUGAUUGUGGAUGCCGUGGUGUACGGGGUGCUCACGUGGUACAUUGAGGCCGUGCACCCGGGCAUGUUCGGCUUGCCGCGGCCCUGGUACUUCCCCUUCCAGAAGUCUUACUGGCUGGGCAACGGGCGAGUGGAGACCUGGGAGUGGACCUGGCCCUGGUCCCGCACCACCCGUCUCAGCAUCAUGGAGGAGGAUCAGGCCUGUGCCAUGGAGAGCCGGAGGCUGGAAGAGACACGGGGCAUCGAGGAGGAGCCGACCCACCUCCCCUUGGUUGUCUGCAUCGACAAGCUCACGAAGGUCUACAAGACAGACAAGAAGCUGGCACUGAACAAGCUGAGCCUCAACCUCUACGAGAACCAGGUGGUGUCCUUCCUGGGGCACAACGGCGCGGGCAAAACCACCACUAUGUCCAUCCUCACUGGCUUGUUCCCUCCAACCUCGGGCUCCGCUACCAUCUACGGCCACGAUAUCCGGACAGAGAUGGACGAGAUCCGGAAAAACCUGGGCAUGUGUCCCCAGCACAACGUGCUGUUCGACAGGCUGACGGUGGAGGAGCACCUCUGGUUCUACUCGCAGCUCAAGAGCAUGGCAGAGGAGGAGAUCCGCAAGGAGAUGGACAAGAUGAUUGAGGACCUGGAGCUUUCCAACAAACGCCACUCCCUGGUGCAGACCCUCUCGGGGGGCAUGAAGAGGAAGCUGUCGGUGGCUAUUGCCUUCGUGGGUGGGUCACGGGCCGUGAUCUUGGACGAGCCCACGGCUGGCGUGGACCCGUACGCACGCAGGGCCAUCUGGGACCUCAUCCUCAAGUACAAGCCAGGUGAGCGGAGGUGGGCAGAGCCCAGCAUUNNNGGUGACCGCAUUGCCAUCAUCUCCCAUGGCAAGCUCAAGUGCUGCGGCUCCCCGCCCUUCCUCAAGAGCACCUAUGGUGACGGCUACAAGCUGACAGUGGUGAAGAAGCAGUCGGACACCAGGAAUGGCACAGAGCCAGGCCAGCCGCACAGCCCCCCGGCCCACUCCUCUGUCAGCCCCUGCUCCGAGCCCCGCGUCUCCCAGUUCAUCAAGAAAUACGUGGCCUCCUGCCUCCUCAUCUCUGACACCAACACUGAGCUCUCCUACAUCCUGCCCAGCGAGGCCGUCAAGAAGGGCUGCUUCGAGAGGCUCUUCCAGCACUUGGAGCAGAGCCUGGAGGAGCUGGACCUCACCAGUUUCGGGCUGAUGGACACCACGCUGGAGGAGGUCUUCCUGAAGGUGUCCGAGGAGGACCAGUCUCUGGAGAACAGCGACGUGGACAUGAAGGAGUCCAAGAAGGACGCCCUGCGGCCACCUGCCCCUGAGUUGGGCCCGAAGCCAGAGGCCAACGGGGAGCCCCUGGCUGAAGCAGCCGUGCUGGAGAAGCCCGAGGUGGAGCUCAGCAACCUGGUGACUUGCUCCAAGCUGGCGCAGUCACAGGCAUCCCUGCGCUCGGCCUCCUCGGUGGGCUCCGUGCGGGGCGACGAAGGUGGGGCUUAUUCCGAAUUCUUUGGGGAUUACGCACCCCUGUUCGAUAACCGGCAGGACCCUGAUAACAUCAGUCUGCAAGAGCAAGAGGUGGAGGUGGAGGCGGAGGACCGUGACCUGGCCGGGCAGGGGAGCUUCAAGCUGGAGGGCUCGUGGCUGAAGCUGCGCCAGUUCCAUGGGCUGAUCGUCAAACGCUUCCACUGUGCCAAGCGCAACACCAAGGCCCUCUUCUCACAGAUCCUUCUGCCCGCCUUCUUCGUCUGCGUGGCCAUGACGGUGGCGCUCUCCGUGCCCGAAAUAGGUGAUCUGCCGCCCCUCAUCCUCUCGCCAUCGCAGUACCACAACUACACGCAACCCAAGGGCAACUUCAUUCCUUACGCCAACGAGGAGCGGCGUGAGUACCGCAUCAGGCUGUCUCCCGAUGCCAGUCCCCAACAGCUGGUGAACACCUUCCACCUGCCCUCUGGCGUGGGGGCCACCUGCGUGCUCAAGACAGCCUUCAACAACACGCUGGACCAGCCCAUGCAGACCCUCAACCUCAACAGCAACGAGUCCAAGAUGCUGGCGGCCAAGUACUUCGACGCCAUGUGCAUCGACUCCUUCACCCAGGGCCUGCCACUCUCCAACUUUGUGCCGCUGCCUCCAUCCCCAGCUCCCUCCGACUACCCCAUCUCAGUGGAUGAGGACCUGCUCCAUGCCUGGAACUCCACGACCUUCUCCUCUGCCAUCAAAGAGACCGUGACCUCAGCCCCUGCCCUGCCCCGCAUCGUCCAUGAGCCCAUCAAGUGCACGUGCUCCAUGCAGGGGACUGGCUUCUCCUGCCCCAGGGGCGUGGGGGGCCAUCCCCCGCAGAUGAAGGUGGUGAGGGACAUCCUCCUGGCAGCCAUCACAGGGCGCAACGUCUCCGAGUACCUGCUCUCAGUCUUCUACAACAACAAGGGCUACCACAGCAUGCCCACCUACCUCAACGCUCUCAACAAUGCCAUCCUGCGAGCCAACUUGCCCAAGAGCAAAGGCAACCCUGCUGCCUACGGCAUCACGGUCACCAACCACCCCAUGAACAAGACGAGCGCCAGCCUGUCCCUGGAUUACCUCCUGCAAGGCACGGACGUGGUGAUUGCCAUCUUCAUCAUCGUGGCCAUGUCCUUCGUGCCAGCCAGCUUUGUGGUGUUCCUGGUGGCCGAAAAGGCCACCAAGGCCAAACACCUGCAGUUCGUGAGUGGCUGCGACCCCGUCAUCUACUGGUUGGCCAACUACGUGUGGGACAUGCUGAACUACCUGGUGCCGGCCACGUGCUGCAUCAUCAUCCUGUUCGUGUUCGACCUCCCGGCAUACACCUCUCCCACCAACUUCCCCGCUGUCCUCUCCCUCUUCCUGCUCUACGGCUGGUCCAUCACCCCCAUCAUGUACCCUGCCUCCUUCUGGUUCGAGGUGCCCAGCUCCGCCUACGUCUUCCUCAUUGUCAUCAAUCUCUUCAUCGGCAUCACGGCCACCGUUGCCACGUUCCUGCUGCAGCUCUUUGAGCACGACAAGGAUCUGAAGGUGGUGAACAGCUACCUGAAGAGCUGCUUCCUUGUAUUCCCUAACUACAACCUGGGCCAUGGCUUGAUGGAGAUGGCCUACAACGAGUACAUCAACGAAUACUAUGCCAAGAUCGGGCAGUUCGAUAAAAUGAAAUCGCCCUUUGAAUGGGACAUCGUGACGCGGGGGCUCGUUGCCAUGACAAUCGAAGGCUUCGUCGGCUUCUUCAUCACCAUCAUGUGCCAGUACAACUUCUUCCGGAAGCCCCAGCGGCUGCCCGUCUCCACCAAACCCAUCGAGGACGACAUCGAUGUGGCCAAUGAGCGGCACCGUGUCCUGCGCGGCGACGCUGACAACGACAUGCUGAAGAUCGAAAACCUCACCAAGGUGUACAAGUCCCGCAAGAUCGGGCGCAUCCUGGCUGUGGACCGGCUGUGUGUGGGCGUGCGGCCCGGGGAGUGCUUUGGGCUGCUGGGCGUCAACGGUGCAGGCAAGACGACCACCUUCAAGAUGCUGACAGGGGACGAGAGCACCACGGGUGGAGAGGCCUUCGUUAAUGGGCACAGCAUCCUGCAGGAGCUUCUGCAGGUUCCGCAGAGCUUGGGCUACUGCCCCCAGUUCGAUGCGCUCUUCGAUGAGCUGACAGCCCAGGAGCACCUGGAGCUCUACACCCGCCUGCGCGGCAUCCCCUGGAAGGACGAGGAGCGGGACGAGCCCACCACGGGGAUGGACCCCAAGGCACGGCGCUUCCUCUGGAACCUCAUCCUGGACGUCAUCAAAACGGGUCGCUCCGUGGUGCUCACGUCUCACAGCAUGGAGGAGUGCGAGGCGCUCUGCACCCGCCUGGCCAUCAUGGUGAACGGGCGGCUCAAGUGUCUCGGCAGCAUCCAGCAUCUCAAGAACCGGUUUGGAGAUGGCUACAUGAUCACGGUGCGCACCAAGUCCAGCCUCAAUGUCAAGGAGGUGGUGAGGUUCUUCAACCGCAACUUCCCCGAAGCUGUCCUCAAGGAGCGGCACCACACCAAGGCCCAGUACCAGCUGAAGUCAGACCAGAUCUCGCUGGCGCAGGUCUUCAGCAAGAUGGAGCAGGUGGUGGACGUGCUGGGCAUCGAAGACUACUCCGUCAGCCAGACCACACUGGACAACGAUGUCACCGGUGACCUCCAGCCUGCCCCAGACGGGGACCUCAGCCCCGCUGCUCUGCAGCGGAGCCUGCUGCGGGCCCUGCUGAAGCUGGACGAGUACCUGAGUGCCCCCCUGGAGUACGAGCUGGCCCACGACCCUCACCUCCGGGCCUCCCAGCGCCGCUUCCUCGACGGGGACCAGCUCACAUUAGCCGACUGCAACCUGCUGCCCAAGCUCAACAUCGUUCAGGUGAACGCGGGCAUCCCGGUGCCAUGCCCUUCCCCUUGCCCUGGCCUCCCGAUGCUGCCGGCUGGACACGUGCACACAAACACCAACACGUGUGCGGUGCCUUGCAAGAGCCCUGGGCACUGCUGGGCAUCAGCAUCUGUCCCUGCCUCCCACAGGGCGCUGGACGUGCUGAAGGACUUUGCGCCGGGUGCCCAGCUGCCCGUUUUGCUCUACAAUGGCGAGCCCAAGACUGACACCGUCACCAUCGAGGACUUCCUGGAGGACAAGCUGGGCCCCCCCAUGUUCAGCUGA
Messenger RNA from Pygoscelis adeliae (Adelie penguin), 6999 nucleotides. RefSeq names its product ATP-binding cassette, sub-family A (ABC1), member 2 (gene ABCA2). The record is from RefSeq and is a predicted model, not a curated record. NCBI's taxonomy places the organism in Eukaryota, Metazoa, Chordata, Aves, Sphenisciformes, Spheniscidae. Gene Ontology annotation, molecular function: ABC-type transporter activity; lipid carrier activity; ATP binding. Gene Ontology annotation, biological process: transmembrane transport; lipid transport. Bases 1 to 6999 code for a protein of 2332 amino acids. The transcript is spliced from 51 exons. Gene Ontology annotation, cellular component: membrane; intracellular membrane-bounded organelle.